AAACCAACGAACUCAAGAAACCCAUCAAUCUAAAACACUAAUUUCUUCAGAUUUUCUCUGAAAAAAAAUUCUGAGUCAUGGCUUACAACAAUACCAAUAGUAACAACAAUACCAAUAGUAACAACAACAACAACAUUGUCGUUGUCUUCGACUUCGACAAGACCAUCGUCGACGUUGAUAGCGACAAUUGGGUAAUCGAUGAACUUGGCUUCACUGAUUUGUUCAAUCAACUUCUCCCCACGAUGCCUUGGAACACACUCAUGGAUCGUAUGAUGAAGGAGCUUCAUGAUCAAGGCAAAACCAUUGAGGAGAUCAAACAAGUUCUAAGAACAAUCCCAAUCCAUCCACGUGUCGUCCCUGCCAUCAAAGCUGCACAUGAUUUAGGGUGUGAGCUUAGGAUAGUGAGCGACGCGAACAUGUUCUUCAUCGAGACCAUCGUUGAGCAUCUCGGGAUUACUGAAUUCUUCUCUGAGAUCAACUCGAACCCUGGAUUUGUCGAUGAACAUGAAGACACAUUGAGAAUUUCUCCUUACCACGAUUUCACUAAAUCCUCUCAUGGUUGCUCUCAUUCCACUUGCCCUCCUAACAUGUGCAAGGGUUUAAUCAUUGAGAGAAUUCAAGAAUCUCUAGCUAAAGAAGGGAAGAAGAAGAUGAUCUAUUUAGGAGAUGGAGCUGGUGAUUACUGUCCGAGUUUAAAACUAAAAGCUGGAGAUUACGUGAUGCCACGUAAGAAUUUCCCGGUUUGGGAUCUGAUUAGUCAGAAUCCUAUGCUGAUUAAAGGAGCGAUUAGAGAAUGGACCGAUGGUGAAUCCUUGGAGAAGGUAUUAAUGGGAAUCAUCGAGGAGAUUAGAUUGGAGGAAGAGAAGGAGAAGAACAUGUUGAGUACUAGUGCGGAGAGUAAUUGCAAGAUGCAGACGAUCUCUGUUGGGAUUAAUGUUCAUCAUGAUCCAAUAUUGCCUCGUGCUCUUCAAGUUUCUCAGUCUAGCUAGAUGUUUUAAUAUGCAGUAGUGGACAGGAAGGAGAAGAUAAACCGUUGGUCUCUUCUUCUUCUUCCUCUUCUUCUUCUGCUUAAUUAAUUCGUCGUAUUCCAGAAAGACUGGAAUUUAUCCUAAUUAUGAUGUGACGAUGGAAUUGCAGUAAGAUUGUGUGUGCGUGUGUGUGUGAUUUUUGUUUUAACAAUAGUACUCUCUUGACUAGUUGGUUGAUAUAUAAUUUUCGAUUUUUAUUACCGCAUAUUAAUUAAUGUUAUAAUGAAUAACAUAAGUUACUGUCU
Messenger RNA from Eutrema salsugineum, 1273 nucleotides. Its product is annotated as inorganic pyrophosphatase 1. The coding region runs from base 78 to 989 and encodes 303 amino acids. NCBI's taxonomy places the organism in Eukaryota, Viridiplantae, Streptophyta, Magnoliopsida, Brassicales, Brassicaceae. The transcript is spliced from 4 exons. Gene Ontology annotation, molecular function: phosphatase activity. The record is from RefSeq and is a predicted model, not a curated record.